AGGAAAGUAUGAUUUUCAAGCGAAACCCAACGAAAGGACGUGCUUUAUAUUUCCCUUAUUCACUCGGGCCGCAGAGGUGAGAUUGGGAUCAUCCAUUUGUUGUAACUAUUACAACUACGAUUGCAAUUGAAGAUUGAUGUACUUAAAUUAAACUAUACUGAUAUCCCUUUUAGAUGCUACUUUGCAUGCCACAAAUACAUUUCGUGAAAAAUCAAAAACCUAGUUUUAAUUUAUUUUGGUCUCAAUCGAAACGCGGGCUGUAAUUUGGGUGCUGCCAACUUGAUGCAAGGAACAGCUGUUUGCAAUUCCAAAUAGGUUGGCAGUCCUGGCGCCAUCUGUUGGCCACAACAAUACUGAUAAGGCAAGGAAAAAAUCGCCGCUACCUUUCAAUUCAUUCAAUUGCACGAGAUCAAGAUCAACCUGUUUGCCAAAAUCCUACAAAAUGCUGCCCACCAAAACGGACUCCCGUCGACGUCUCAAUAUUGGGGGCUCCAGCCCGGCGUCUGGCGACUACGUCAAGGUGAUAGAUGACCAAUGUGAAACGGAUGGGUUCGUGAACGAGCAAUGGACAGAACCAAACUUGAUACUUGAGCCAACGCCAUGGAAAACGAUACUCAUCAUCCUCACGCUGUUCAUAGGCGGCACGAUAUGUAUUGGCUUUGCCACCAUAGACUGGAUGGCGGAUAUAAAUCGAGAGCGGCUGGACCGUGUGUGGGCUUUGUCCAUUAUCGGAGCACUGACCAUUAUACCCGGCGGCUACUACAUGUAUGUGCUAUCCUGCGUUAUGCUGCAUCGUCGUGGCUACACCAUGGAUGAUAUACGACGACUGGGAUAGGGAAAGGGGAUUAGCAUAUGUGUAUUUGUCUUUGUUUUUAUGUUGUACUAUGUUUUGUCAAAUACAGUUUUAUUGCAUU
Molecule: messenger RNA, 914 nt
Organism: Drosophila subobscura
Lineage: Eukaryota; Metazoa; Arthropoda; Insecta; Diptera; Drosophilidae
Product: transmembrane protein 230
Exons: 3
Coding region: 443-835 (130 amino acids)
Source: RefSeq, a predicted model, not a curated record